Cuscuta campestris is the source of this 874-nucleotide messenger RNA. The record is from the annotation of a GenBank genome assembly. NCBI's taxonomy places the organism in Eukaryota, Viridiplantae, Streptophyta, Magnoliopsida, Solanales, Convolvulaceae.
AAAAAAAUAAAUAAUUAAAAAAAAUAAAAUCCACCGAACAUCUCUCUCUGAUCUGUGAGCAUUCAUUAGAAGCUCAUAUGAAUCUUCACUUGCAACUUGUUCAACAGAAAUUCCAUUGCGAUCUCGGAGAAAUGCAGGGGACGCGGCCUGGUUCGAACUGAAAUGCAGUCCAACUCGCUGCCCUUCUCUCUGAUUCCACUCGCGUUGUUCAAUGGCGUUGAAUUGAGCGAAGGCGGGUUUGAGCUUUCCAGGUAUUUGUUCUUGGGCUCCCUGCUCUUCUCAUCCCCAGGCGGCGGUGCCGGAGACAUGGACUUGACUAAGGUCGGAGAGAAGAUCCUCAGUUCCGUUCGCUCUGCCCGAUCCCUUGGCCUUCUCCCAGCUCCGCCUUCAGAUCGCCCUGAGCACAAGCAGCAGCAGCGGCAGCUGCUGCACGUGUUCUUGCUGGACUACCUCCACAUCAAAGGCAUAAUCUCUCAUCAAGCUCUGAAGAAUUAAGUUCAAUAUAUGGGAGCAUAUCUCCCCGCCAAAUGUUAGAUGAUCUCGAGGAAGAAUUUUAUGAUGAGGAUUUUGAUCCGGUAAGACAUGUUUUGGAGCAUAUUCCAACUGAUGAUAAUGAAAUGAUAUAUUUUGAAGAAAAGGCUGCUUUUAGAUUAGCACAACUCGAUAGAAUUGCUGAACGCCUUUCACGCCAUGUUAUGGAGCACCAUGAAGUCAUGGUGAAAGGAAUGAAUCUUGUUAGGGAACUGGAAAGAGACUUGAAGGUUGCAAAUGUUAUUUGCAUGAACGGGCGGAGACACCUUACAUCGUCAAGGAAUGAAAUAUCAAGGGAUCUUAUCGUGCACAGGAAUUCUAAAAAGAAACAAGCACUUUUGGU